Molecule: messenger RNA, 627 nt
Organism: Moneuplotes crassus
Lineage: Eukaryota; Ciliophora; Spirotrichea; Euplotida; Euplotidae
Source: the annotation of a GenBank genome assembly
AUGCAUCGAGAUUUAAAGUCGGAGGAUGUUAUUAUCGAACCUUCUACCCUACAGAUAAAAGUAAUUGAUUUUGGAUCUCCAAGUUAUUUCCCCAACUCUUAUAAAUUCAAGACCUGACUUGGAACUUCUUUCUACAUAGCACCAGAAGUGUUAGAGAGAAAAUAUACCCAGAAUGUAGAUAUUUGAAGUAUUGGACUCAUAAGGUAUCUUAUGCCAACAAGAUCUCUUUUUCAAGAAGAAGAUUUCCAGAUUAUUUAUCAACAGAUUUUGGACGAGUCUCUAUGUUUCUAUCAUGACCAGUAGCUGUACCUAAUCCAGAACGCAAUGAGAUUUAUCAAAGAUCCUCACAAGAGGAUGUCUCUUGAAGAUACCUUGACCCACACAUGGCUUCAAGAUGCCCAAAUCCCAGAAUGUUCAACUCUCUUUGAAAUUUUUCAUAAAAUUGUCCAAUAGACCACUUCCGAAUCUUCUGAAGAAGGAAAUGCUGCUUUUGAUAAAGCCCAGCUCAGCACUGAGACCGUUCUGAAGUGGAGAACACUUUAUGAGAAGAUCUAGUCUAAAGGUAUCUGCAUGGCUAGUCCUAGAAAGUGAGAAAAGAUUAUAAAAAGACAACAAGGUAAUAUAAUG